Trichomonas vaginalis G3 is the source of this 6939-nucleotide messenger RNA. Its product is annotated as aggrephagy protein. Lineage: Eukaryota; Parabasalia; Trichomonadida; Trichomonadidae. The record is from RefSeq and is a predicted model, not a curated record. Gene Ontology annotation, molecular function: protein binding. The transcript has a single exon. Bases 1 to 6939 code for a protein of 2312 amino acids.
AUGCAGGAAGAAGUAUUUCCUCCUAUUUCUCGUUCGAGAAGUACUCCCAAAAUACAUCCAUUAGAAGAUUUCUUUGAACUCCGUGCCGAAAUUGAAAACAUAGACCCUCAAUUCGACAAUUAUAUUCAAAAUUCAGUAAUUCGGUACAUUCCUAUACUGGAUAAACACAAAAGAACACAAUUCGAAGUAUUAAUUCAACAAGAAAAUCGAUUAAAAUCCAUAUUCAACAAGUUUAAUAUGAUUUCUUCAGAAGAAGAACGACAUUUUAUUGAUCUACCGCAAUUUAUUAUUAAUUCAAAGUACUCUAGUAAGUUCUAUACGCUGGUAAUCUCAUACUACAUAUUUUUAUUGAGUAUAGAACGAGAAUUACCAAGACAAGAUUCUUAUAAACUAUUUUUACUAGAUGUUUUCGAAUCACACAAUCAAUAUCCACGAAAUCUUACUUCCUAUGAAUUCUACGUUUUGAAAAAGCUAAUAAAAGGUUCUUUUUACCAAAUAGAAAAAGAAUACGAUUAUGUUCUUCUAGAAUCAUUUAUGAAGUACAUUACUAAGCUUCAAUCUAUAUCAUUCACGAUUGUACGUCCUCUGUAUUCAUAUUUCAAGGUAAUUCGACAUUCUCAUCACAAAAAAUUAAUUGAAGAGUUAAAAUUGUUUUUACUUCAUUUAUGUUUACGAAAAGACGAAAGCGUUGUUACUACAGAUGGAUCCUACGUUAUUUCAAUCAUAUCAAACGAUUUGGCCGAAUUAGAUGCAAUAUCUCUUCAAAUUCUCGCCCAUUUGACACAUUGUACAUCUCUUAACAAUAUAAUCUUGGACGCGUUCAUGUCUAUACCUCUACCUUUGUUUACAAUGAUUACAAGACAUUAUGAAUUUUUAGAUUCACAAUACAAGGAACCGGAAUAUCCAAAAGAGAUUCCCCCUGUAAUAUACAAUCUCAACGGUUUCAGUUUCAUGGAGAAAAAACGAUCAGAAUUUAAUAAUGGAUUUAAUAACCCAAAAUUUAAUUUAAUUGCCACGAAAUCAGACAUAACAACAUAUCUACCAAAGCACAUAAAAGAGGCCUGUCUAAAGAUUGCUUCUUGUUUUCAGGACGUUGAUUCAAAAUAUAAUGUUCAUUUCGUAAAAUCAUUAGUCAAAAUACUUGAAACAUCCAAAGGAACAUUUUUUCAUGUCGAAAUGUGCACUGUUUUCCUUUAUAUCCUUCUUUUAGUGGCAUCUGUUUAUCCAUCGAAAAUUACUUUGAGAUUGUUCCUUGAUACGGCUCUGUUCAAUCCAGCAAUAACAGUAUUCGACAAAAACAAUAAAAAUGAUCAAAUUAUGACACUAAGAAACACAUAUUUUGAGUUAUUAUACAAAUGUGUGCCAAAUGAAGUUUCUUAUGUUCUGGAACGUUGUAAAGGAUAUCCAUUGUUGUUUGCUGAAGUUAUUCUUAGAAUUUACGAAGAUAUUGAAAAAUAUGAUAUUUUAAGAUUCGUAAAAGAAGCAGCUCUUAAUAAUAUCAUACAGACUGCACAUCAUCUAUUACAAAUAUAUGAUGAAAAUGUCGAUAUCUUUGAAGCAAGACAAAUAAUUUUUAUUUUUAUGUCUUAUUUAAUAGAAUCUCCUCAAAGUGCAUUGGCAUGUUUCUCUACUAGAUGUUUUACAGAUGGUUUCCUAUGGUUUGUCUACGAAGAAGACAUAACAACCACAAUAAUCAGAUUAAUUAGGGAUGGAAUCAGUAUUUUACCUUUCUCUCAUACUCUUGAAAUGACUGUUUCAUACAUCAGUCUUUUGUUCAAGUCAUUUAAGAGAUACAUUGAAACAGACAACAGAUAUCUCAUUUUGGCCGAAGAGUUGGCAACGAACAUUGUAUAUGCAUUACGUGUGAAUUCAGCUCUUGCAACUCUUUUUGAACCGAAUUUGCAUCAUUUCCUGUUGUUAAUUCAAAAAAUUAAAUCAGAAAAAAUUAUUGAUGCAUCGUUCUACUUCAUUGACCUUCUAUCCCACAGCCAGAAGAACUAUAGCAUCAAUAUCACAGCAUUACGUGACUUUACGAAGGCAAUUAAAAACACUUAUGGAGAUAACCCUCCAUAUUCCGUUUUUAAGCACUUACAUUCACUUCUAUCCGGACAAUAUUCUAAAUUAGAUGACUUACAGUUCAUUAUUCGUGAAAAUUCUGCAAUUCCGUUGAUGAUAUCUUGUUUUGGCUGUUCCAACUUGUUCCCAAAGAUUCUCAAGGAGUUCAGGAACCUCUGUGAGUUCUCUUUUUACAAUAAAACAGCCUGCCACAAUGGAGAUUUGGACUACAUUUUACUUAAAUUCGUUUCAAAACGAAAAAGUCGGGCCAUUGUCUCAUAUAAGAGCGUUGAUAUCGAGAUAUCUAUCGAUUUGUCGCUUGUUGAAGAGCUGAUUUUCCCUCUUUUAGUCUUAAUUUCCUCACAAAGGUCAAAUGCAAGCAUUGCAACGCUAUAUAUGAAACUUAUGAUAAGGGAUAUUGAUGAUACAUCAAUUCUCACAUGCCAAACUGUAUCAAUGAUCCUUCAAAACUGUUUUUCAAAGCCAAGACCUUAUAUUCCAAUCGGAACAAUACAUCCUAUCUUCACAGUAUCAAAUAUCCCAAUACGAGGUAUCGAAGAAGGUUUCACAAUUUACUUCAGAUGCUAUGUAGAUCUUCAAAGUCUCGAAUUAACUAAAUCUGUUUUGAAUUUAAUUAAAUUGGUCGACCAAACAGAUACAAAACUCACAUUUUACAUAGAAGGGAAGACGGUCAACGCUUCAUUCGAGACAAACGAUGCAAUUGCGAACGUAAUUCUCGUUCCUCAGGUUCCAAACAACUGGUUUGACUUAGCCGUGUCAUGUAGCUACAUCUACGACUCAGAGGGAUUCCAAUCUAUCGCAAUGGUUCCGUAUUUGAAUGGAACUCCCGAUGUACAAUUCGAUUUAGGUUCUCAAAGCUUCGAAGAAGAGAAUUUGACGCUUGUUAUCGGUGGUUCCGAUGGCGGCGAUAGAUCCUUGAUCACUCAGAACCUCGGAUCUAUCGGAGACAUCAAGAUUUACACUAGAUCUUAUCAAGCAUACGAAAUUGUAAACCUUUUGCAUGCCCAGAGAGACAAGACGAGUGAACUAUUCACUACAGAGAUGAUGUCUCUUGACUCCCAGAAGUAUGAAUACGCGUUACCUUUCGAGAAUUCUCCGAAUGCUUAUAUUAGGUUUGUUUCUAAUGACGCAAUGCCACAUGAUUUCCUUUGGUGUGCUGCCGAUUACGGAAUUGUUAAUGAUUUGGUGAUAUUCUUCCGAGAAAACCCGAAAAAUUGCCCAGAAAAUUUUCCAGGUUUCUUAUUUGACAUAAUGACAUUGAUUUUCAUGUACAGUGAGAAAUCCCAGUCAUCAUUUAGCGGAACUACCGAUAUACAGAGGUUCCUGUUCUCAAAUCCUCACGUAUUAAGCUCAAAUACUUUCUUCUGUACGGUUUCAAUUUUGAAAUCUCUGACCAUUCAAAAGUUGAUCGUCGAAUGGUUGACAAAAAUUGUUUUGAACAUGUGGAUAUGGAUACAAGCUCCUCAUGAAGAUCUAUAUCGCAUUGUUUACUUUCUUUCUCAUUUCAUGUCAAAACAAUUUUUCGAUAUCUUCAGUAGUAUAUCGAUAUUAUCCAUUCUUUGCGACCAAUUUUACCUUUUAUUCUGUUUCCAGAACGAAGAAGACUUCUUAAAAGGAAAUUCUUCAAUAUUAGUACCAGAAAACCAAAAAGCAGACAUGUUUGCGCAUGUUAUUUCAAAGAUGCCCACUGAAACAUUGUUUAAAUGCAGAGAACAGUUCUUUGGAAUGAUAUGUAACUUGAUUCCUUACAAAUGUGACAGAUUCGACAUCCAAACCAUCGUAAUGCAUCUGUUUUCAGCAAAGGAUAUAUAUACUAAGCUCUUUUUCAUGAAAUUCAUGAAUUGUAUCCCUGAUAUGAUAUUAAAAAGUUAUAAUGAGCGAAUGAAUACAGUUACAAGGCUCAAAGAGUACUUAACUAGCACAAAUGUUGAAGUUGUCACCACGACAAUCAUUCUAAUCCUCAGAUUAUGCCCUGAUUUCCUUCAAAUGCUGAGUUUAUCAAUAGUUUCAAUAGUUAAGAACGUUCCAAUCGACCAAUUAUACCUCCAAUUGAUCGAUUACAUCUUCUACUAUCCUUUCCUUAUCCAAGUUGUCUGUUUAAUCGCAAUAAGACUCGAUAAUAAUCUGAAAAGAAAAUGUGUUGAAGUUUUUGACGCUUUUCUUACGAAUUCAGAGGAUUAUUCGGGCUUUGUAAGCAAGAACUGGUUCGUAUGGCCUCUGAUGUUCGCGUUUGGAACAAGUAUUGAUGAACAAGCCGUGAUUGGAACUUUAAUUGGGAAAAUCUUACCGUUUUCCAACGAUUUCGAUGAUGAUUUGAUAUCUAUACUAGCAGUAUAUAAUGCAUUGGAGUCGUUUUCAAGGUCAAAGAUAGAAUUUGUUGGAGUUUCAAUAAUUCAAAAUAUUUUAUCAUCUCCCAAGUUCAAAUCCAACAUUUCUUUGAUUGCAGACACUAUAUUCAUGCAUGGAAAGACCAAUAAUCUUAAUAUAACACUCAGCGAAGAAUUUUCAUGUUCAAUAUUCCACGAAAACGUUGAUUUUGCUGACAAUUUUGAUAAAGAUAGAUACCAAGUGAUGAUAGAGGACAUAAAAACACCGGAUUCUUUCUUGAAUUUCCUCGAAAAAGAUGCGAAAAAUCUGAAUAACAUCUUUAUCAUAAGAACAAACGAGUCAGGCAAGUGGAUUGACAAACAGAAAGCCAUGCUGAUCAAUUCUUAUCUGUUAGAAAACAAUUUACAACUUCAUAACUUAUAUAUUGAGUAUUUCUUGCGGAGAUCCACGAAAGAAAUCAAUUGUGAAGACAUUUUGAAGCAAGACAUGUUCAAUGACGCCAUGAUAACUAACUACAACCAAAAAUACCAAGAAUCUAUUUCUCAAAUCUCCACUUGGUUGAGUUCUCUGUUGAAUGAUGUGACGGCCUUCAAAGAAAUAUCAACAUUAGCAGGCGAUUUUGCCCUUAUAUCCAACACAAGAAUCGAAAUUGACAUUCAAGAGGUCGUAAACUUCACUUUCAUGCCUCCUAAGGCUGAAAUAAUGCUAGUAAAGGACAGGACAUCUUGUUUCUGUCUCUGUCCGAUGAAAUUGAAGCGAAAAAUCCAUAAUCCUAAAAAAUAUUUCGAUCUUACCGAAGAAGGACAAGUUCUUUAUCAACAUUCGUGCAAUUUAAUCAAAUUGAAUUCGACAACUCUAUACAUGUUCCAGCUUUUUACUAACGAAAUCCACUUAAUUUCGUCAGAUAAGGAGAAAACCAUCCAAAAUGGGGACAUUUAUAUGGUCUUGACACGAAGAUUCGAUAACAGAGAGACCGGUAUCGAAAUAUAUCUGGAAAAUGGUCGAAGUUACCUUAUAGAUUUUGUAAAUGACGAACAUCCAACAUGUAUCAACGCAUUCAUGCAAGCGAAGACACCGAAAAUGCAGAUACUUCAGAGAAUGGUCUCAGGAGAGACGUUUGCAAGGAUGCACGCGACACAAAGAUGGCAACAAGGUUUCAUGAGCAAUUUCGAGUAUAUCGUUAAGAUGAAUAUUCUUUCUGGAAGGUCCUUUAACGAUCCUUUCCUUUAUCCGAUCUUUCCGUCACUUUUAUCUGAUUUAAAUAAUCUUCAUGCGAUUCAAGAUUUCACUAACAUCAAAAAAUGGUUGCCACCACUUCUUGAUAGGACAAUAUUACCAAGAGAUCCAUCAAAACCCCUUUCUUCCCUUGAAGAAACUUUGACAACAAAUAAAUUUGUUGCUCCAGACUUCUUUUACUUCCCAGACGUCAUAGAUAACGAUAAUGAGCUUCCUAAAUGGUCUUCCUCCAAAUUCGAGUUCGUUUAUAAGCUCAGAAAACUUUUGGAAUCAGAUUUUAUCACAAAAAUGCUUCCGACAUGGAUCGAUUCGAUCUUUGGCCUCAGAGUAAAACAGAUCCCUCACAGACAAUUGUUCAGAGUCCCUCAUCCCUACAAAUCCUCCAUAAUUAAGAAAUCUUCCAUAGAACCAACGGUUUCCAUAAAUAUAAACAACCGAUUGAUCAGAACUGUCUACACCAUUCUCGAAGAUAUAUCCACAUUUAAGUUCUGCGCGUUGUUGGAUUCCGGUAGACUAAUACAAUUCAACGUCAGUCUUGAAGACCACCUUGUUUUGUCUCAGCCGGAAGUAAUAGGAACUGUUGGCGAUGCCAGUUUCAAGAUCUUCGACUCCUACGAAGAUUAUUUUGUAGCAGCUUCUCCGGAAAAGCAGACAAUCGUAACUGUGAAGCACAAGAAGAUUUCGGAGCCCAUGAAUUUCGCAUUCGAUACGCCAUUGGUCGUUUGCAGCGAAGGACAUGUUAUAUUUUGUCCAAAUCGAGCAACUUUAUCCGAAUUUUCAUUCGAUGGAGACUUGAUUCCUUUCGUUCUCUGCAGAGUAAGAAGUAACAUCGUUUGCUGUGCGAUUGAGCCAAGAUUUAAGUUAUUUGCUGUCGCAUUAGCGAAUAAUACUGUUGUUUCUUAUGAUUUGAGGACAAAAAGGAAGGUAAAUAGUUUCUGUGUUGGCGAAACAGUUCUCAAAGUGUUGAUAACGAAAAGUCAUGGAUUUAUUGUUGUCGAAACACUGAAAGACAUUGUUAUUUUGUCUAGAGAUGCAGAGUACAUAAAGAGAUCUCCAAUUCCUGCAGAAAUAAUGGCGUGGUGGAAGUUUACUUCGCCUGAUGGAUUCGAUUUCGUUGUUUUCCAAGACACAGAAAACAAAAUUGGUUAUUUCGAAGUUUUUUAUCCUGACACUGUUACAAGGUUCUUUGAAACAAGAUCUAGGGUUAUUUGGGCUAAUUAUGACUUCCCUACUGAAAGAUUUGUUAUUAUUACUCAUGAUGGAUUGAUUCACUUCGCAAACAUUCGAAUUGUUCAAUGA